Vanessa atalanta (red admiral) is the source of this 2141-nucleotide messenger RNA. RefSeq lists its product as uncharacterized. Lineage: Eukaryota; Metazoa; Arthropoda; Insecta; Lepidoptera; Nymphalidae. The transcript has 4 exons. Gene Ontology annotation, molecular function: chitin binding. Gene Ontology annotation, cellular component: extracellular region. The coding region runs from base 27 to 2141 and encodes 704 amino acids. The record is from RefSeq and is a predicted model, not a curated record.
ACGACACGAGCCAUUUUGCGGUCAAAAUGAAGAUGACCACAGGGCUGCUGUUGCUAGUGGCGGCGCUGGCCAGCGCCUCCGCGUUCUCAAUCAAUUUGAGACAAAAUCCGGAGACACUGUGCAUUGGCCAAGAAAAUUUCCUACGAAUCGCCUAUGUCGACAGCUGCUUGCACUACUACCAAUGUUAUUCAAGUCGUGCUUAUCUUAUGCAAUGUCCUUCGGGGACGUGGUUUAAUGAGGACGAGCAGAUUUGCGAUAAAUCUACACCACCAGAAAGCUGUCAAAUUGAGGAAGAACACGAUCCAGAGGAAGAAAUUGGUUCUGAAGAGGAAUCAGAACAAGUACCCGAGGAAGAGGAAGAUGUUGAAGAAGAAGUAGAGGAAGAUGAACAAGAAGUUGAAGAAAACGAAGAGGAAGAUGAACAAGAAGUUGAAGAAGACGAAGAGGUAGAUGAACAAGAAGUUGAAGAAGACGAAGAGGUAGAUGAACAAGAAGUUGAAGAAGACCAAGAAGUUGAUGAACAAGAAAUUGAAGAACAAGAAAAUGUUGAAGAAGAAACUGAUGAACAGGACGUAGACGAACAAGAAUUAAAAUUACAAGAAGAAAAUAAUACAGAUGAUGAAGAAAAUGAGGAGGGAGAAGAACUUACAGAACAGGAUGAAGAUGAACAGGACGAAGAAGAGCAGGAAGUAGAUGACCAGGAAGGAGAGGAUCAGGAUGUAGAAGAGCAAGAAGAAGAAAUACAAGUAGAGCAGGAAGUGGAAGAAAACGAAGAAGAUGAAGAAGAAACCGUACAACAAGAAGAGGAAGAAAACAAUGACGAAGAAUUGAAUAAUGAAGAAGUGAUUGAAGAAGCUGUAGUCCGCCGGGCAUCGUAUGAUCAUAAUCACCAGCAUCAACAUGGCCAUGGACACAAUCACGGCCACGAUCAUCAUCAUGACCAUGAUCAUGACCAUGAUCAUGACCAUGACCAUGACCAUGAACAUGAACAUGAACAUGAACAUGAACAUGAACAUGAACAUGAACAUGAACAUGAACAUGAACAUGAACAUGAUCAUGAACAUGAACAUGAACAUGAACAUGAUCAUGAUCAUGAACAUGAACAUGAACAUGAACAUGAACAUGAACAUGAACAUGAACAUGAACAUGAACAUGAACAUGAACAUGAACAUGACGAACCUUCUUCUAACGAUGUCGAAGGAUCUGGAGAAGGAGAGGAAGGCGAGGAAGAUGCUGUCGUAGAUUUUAUUUGGUCAACUAGGCGUUUAAAACAACAAGAAGAUUUAGAACAAGAAGUUAAUGAUGAGAUGGAAGAAGAAGCUGAUAAUGACGAAAGUAAUAUUGAUGAAGAUGGUAAUGGUGAUGAAGACGGUGACGAUAAUGAAGAAGAUUCUAUCGCUGUUGAUGAUACUAAUGGUGAUGACAAUGGUGAUGACGAUGCUAGCGAUGAUGGUGAUGACGAUGCUAACGAUGAUGGUGAUGACAACGGUGAUGACGAUGCUGUCGAUGAUGGUGAUGAUACUAACGGUGACGGUGAUGACAACGGCGAUGAUGAUGCUAACGAUGAUGACGAUACUAACGUUGAUGGUGAUGACAACGGUGAUGACGAUGCUAACGAUGAUGGUGAUGACAACGGUGAUGACGAUGCUAACGAUGAUGGUGAUGACAACGGAGAUGACGAUGCUAACGAUGAUGGUGAUGACAACGGUGAUGACGAUGCUAGCGAUGAUGGUGAUGAUGCUAACGAUGAUGGUGAUGACAACGGUGAUGACGAUGCUAACGAUGGUGGUGAUGAUAACGGUGAUGACGAUGCCAACGAUAAUGGGGAUGAUAACGAAGAUGACAAUAAUAACGGUGAUGAGGAUGACAAUGGUAAUGGAGAGGACGAUGGUAACGGUGAUGAGGAUACCAGCGGUGAAAAUGAUAAUGGUGAUGAUGUUGAUGAUGAUGAUGAUGAUGAGAAUAACGAUGCUGAAGAUGAUGAUGGUGAUAAUGAUAAUAACGAUGAUGGUGACAAUGAAGGCAAUGUCGAUGAUGAAAACGGUGAAGACAGUCAAAGUGAUGAAACGGAAAAUGAUACCGACAAUGAAGAAUUUGGGGUUAAAAUGCUUUUCAAAAGAUUAAUAAGUGCAUUCGCUUAA